UUAAUUAUUGAAUUGAGGCGCCAACGGAGCGGAUACGAUGCUGCCACGUAGUAUCCUGUGCGCCUUCGUUGUUUACGUUGAUGAUUUAUUUAAAGAUACAAAAGAGGGAGAUUAUGCGAUUAUGGAUCACUACGAGGCCUUGGGGAUCGGCCGAAACGCCAGCAAAGGAGAAAUAAAAGAAGCGUUUCGGAAGUUGGCUCUGAAAUAUCAUCCAGACAAGCACGCUCAGUCGCCCAAGGCCGUGAGAGACGGCGCAACUCUCCGAUUCAAGCAGGUUUCCGAGGCCUACGAGGUCCUUUCCGACGAUCGCAAGCGCUCCCUCUACAAUCUCCGAUCCUCCACCGCCCCACCCGGAUUUUCAGGUGGCUACGCCCACUCCUAUCAUUAUAAUAAUGAAAGACCUAGGUAUUCAUCUAGGCCCAAUGCCGAUGCCUUUGUUUCCAAAUUUGAGGUGGUUCUUCGCUUCCUGACCACUCGCGCGUUUCUACUCAACGUGGCCUUUGCUGGUGCUUUAUUAGGUGGUAUGGCAAUAAUUGAUAGGAGUGGGGAGACACUAUGGAAGAUGAACAAUUCUGGGAAAUCAUUUGACGAAGCCAUGGAGUCCAUUGGGAAGGCAAAAGCACAUAAAGAUGACAUGUAAAAGGGGCUAUCCAUGAUUUUCAUUGUAUGCUUUCCUCCCAUCAGAUCAAGAGCAGCAGCACGGAGUCCCAAAAGCGAAGGUUGAAACUGUCUUUGACCCAAGUAAACCACAUGCUCUACAAAAUGGUCCUUUUACCUGUUAUAUAUUUAUUAGCUCUCGCAUAUUUUAUUGGAUAAAAUACUCUUUUUCCAUACAAUUAAGCUGAUGUAUUAUAAUAUAAACUCAGUUCAAGCCAGUGAACAACUGUAAAUCAAAAUUCCAACGCAGAUUAAUACAAACAAGUAGAUUAUUGUUUCGUUGCA
Vitis vinifera (wine grape) is the source of this 942-nucleotide messenger RNA. Its product is annotated as chaperone protein dnaJ 72. The transcript is spliced from 3 exons. Lineage: Eukaryota; Viridiplantae; Streptophyta; Magnoliopsida; Vitales; Vitaceae. The record is from RefSeq and is a predicted model, not a curated record. The coding region runs from base 38 to 640 and encodes 200 amino acids.